Molecule: messenger RNA, 4837 nt
Organism: Bemisia tabaci
Lineage: Eukaryota; Metazoa; Arthropoda; Insecta; Hemiptera; Aleyrodidae
Source: RefSeq, a predicted model, not a curated record
UGAACUUGUGAGGUUUAUGCAUGUGUGUGAGUGCGGUAUCUUAGGUCAGUGAAAUAGCCUGAAUUUAUGAUUCCGGGCUCAGAUCUUUAAUGAGAGACGAAACCCCGAGAUUAUUAAGUUUUUAGAAACCCUUCCGGAUCAUCCAUUACUCUAAUAUUUCAAAUAUUGAGUUCCGUGAUACAUCAUGCCGUCAAACAACCCGCUCCCUGCCAAGGAGAACUCCUUGUUCAAAAGGAUUUUGAAAUGUUACGAACUGAAGCAGUAUAAAAAUGGGUUGAAAUUUGCCAAACAAAUUCUAUCAAAUCCAAAAUUUUCGGAACAUGGAGAAACCUUGGCCAUGAAAGGCUUGAUCCUAAAUUGUCUCGGCCGCAAAGCAGAAGCAUACGACCAUGUAAGGCGAGGCCUCCGCAAUGACCUUCGCUCCCAUGUUUGCUGGCACGUCUAUGGUCUACUCCAGCGUUCGGAAAAGAAGUAUGAUGAGGCUAUCAAAUGCUAUCGUAAUGCUUUAAAGUGGGAUAGGGACAAUAUUCAAAUUUUGAAAGAUCUGUCCCUUCUGCAAAUUCAGAUGAGAGAUCUUGAAGGCUACAGGGAUACCCGCUAUCUACUUUUUAUCUUGAGACCUGCCCAAAGACUCUCCUGGAUUGGAUUUGCCAUGGCAUAUCAUCUACUGAAUGAGUACGAAAUGACUUUGAAAAUCUUGAAAACGUUCUUAACUGUCUCGACGGCAACUGAUUUUGAGCAUAGUGAAUUGUUGCUGUACCAAAAUAUGGUAUAUCAAGAGCAGAAAGCGUACGACGAAGCAAUCAAACACCUAGAUCGGUAUAAUUUGAUAAUGUACGAUAAGCUCGCUGUCAAUGAAACUUACGGCGAUCUUUACCUGAAAGUUGGCAAGCAUGAGGAAGCACAACAGCACUACAUAGAGCUCAUCGAGAGGAACCAAGAGAACGUUGAGUAUUAUAAAAAACUUCAAGAGGCGAUGAAAUUGAUCAGCGAUGAGGAGAAGUUUGACAUGCUUAAAUCUUAUUGCGAGAAGUAUCCCCAUGCUCAUGCGCCUAGAAGACUAGCUCUUAAUCAUUGCCAAGGUGAUAAAUUUAAGCAAGAGAUAGACCAAUAUUUGCGGAGAGGGCUACACAAAGGCGUCCCACCUUUAUUCGUAGAUAUCAAUUCAUUGUACAAUGAUCCUGUCAGAGUUACCACAGUAGAAACUUUGGCAGAGUCCUAUGUAGAAGCUCUGAAGAAAACUGGAUACUUUAGUUUUGAAGAUGCUGAAAAGGGAGACAGUCCUAAAGAGCCUGCCUCUGCGCUUCUGUGGACAUAUUACUUCUUAGCCCAACACUAUGACUUCCUUCGGAACACCGAAAAGGCGUUGUACUACAUAGACUUAGCAAUCGAUCACACGCCUACAUUAAUAGAGUUAUUUGUGAUCAAAGGAAAAAUUCACAAGCACGCCGGUGAUGUAGAAGAAGCUUACAAAUGGUUAGAUGAAGCCCAAGGCUUGGAUACAGCAGAUAGAUACAUUAAUUCAAAGUGUGCGAAGUACAUGCUCCGAGCAAAUCUAGUGCAGCAAGCAGAGGAAAUGUGUUCCAAAUUCACGCGCGAAGGUGUUUCCGCAAUGGAGAGUCUGAAUGAAAUGCAGUGUAUGUGGUUUCAAACAGAAUGUGCCUUGGCCUACCAAAGAUUAAAGAAAUGGGGAGAAGCCCUGAAAAAAUGUCAUGAAGUUGAUAGGCAUUUCACUGAAAUUUUUGACGAUCAAGUAGACUUUCACACAUACUGUAUGCGCAAAAUGACAUUGCGUUCGUAUGUUGGUUUAUUGCGAUUAGAAGACGUUCUACGUUCGCAUCCGUUUUACAUCCGCGCCGCGAUAUGUGCCAUCUCUGUGUACCUUCAUCUGGAAGACAAACCUCUGAACAGCAGUCAAAAUGAACAUCAUCAAAAUACAGAGAACCUGACGCCGGUGGAGUACAAGAAGCUGAAGCUGAAGCAGAAGCGGGCGAGGAAGAAGGCCGAGAAGGAGAAGAAGGAGGCGGAGGCGGCGGCGGCGGAGAAGAAGGAGGCGGAGGCCCCGCAGCAGCAGCAGCAGCAGCGCCCAAGGAAGCCCGGCAGACACGCCGCCGCCGACGUCGAGCAGGACGCCCCCAAGCUCGAGAAACUCGUCCCCGAAAAACUAGCCAAGGUUGACGAUCCUCUGGAACAAGCCAUAAAAUUUUUAAAACCUCUACAACUUCUAGCCUCUAACCGUAUUGAAACUCACCUAAUGGCCUUUGAAAUUUACUUUAGAAAAGAAAAGCCAUUGAUCAUGCUCCAAAGUAUAAAACGAGCCCACCGUUUGAACCCUAGCGAUCCUGCUCUUCAUUCUUGCCUCGUACGUUUUCUCCUGUGGCGAUCGAACAACAAAGAAUCAUUGGAUCCCAGUGUGAAUGUGGUCAUCGAUAGCACCCUAAGUCAAUUAAUUGGUAAUGUCACUGAUGCACACGAGCUUAAUUCACAGUUCCUUCAGAAAUAUUCAAAUUCUCUUCCAGCACUUUUUGAAGGUAGCAAAAUGAUGUAUCUACUAGACUCAUCAAGGAAAGAAGAAGCUGUAUCUUUAGCCACAAAACUUGAUGACAAGCUAGAAGGGAUUAGUAUACCGCUCUGUACAAAAAUAGUGGAAUCUUUACAAGAAGGAGUAUUCGGAAGCUGUGAAAAAGAGAGCGAGGAAUACAAGAAGCUUUGUCACGCACGGUACCCAUUAGCUACAGCAUUCAAACCAGUCAGCUCUGAAAGCGCUUCGGAUAGUAGCAUCUCAGAAAGCCAGGGCCAGGGAGCCAGGGUGUUUACGUAAUUGAUACUUCCCUACCUCACAACUUCAUCGAUGAUAACUGUGGAGGGGUAUCAACUGACAACAUUGGCGCGAUAACGGCUUUAGUCAUUGGAUAGGAGUCUCGUCAUCUCGGAGGAGGGAACUCAGUGGUGUUUUGUGGUGUUGUUAUUGUUACCCUGCGAAACUCUCUCACUUUAGUUUAAUUUUUACUAAUUUAAGAAUUGGUUUUUAUUACGUAUUACUUUCUGUUGGCGACUUUUCGCUAACAAUAAAGCUGAACUUUUUUUUUAUUAUUGUUCAUUCUUGUUAUUGGUAAUCGGACUUUUGUGAAUUCGUUCCCAUGUUCGUUAUUUUCUUGUUCAGUUUUAUUUUUUUUUCCUUUUUUUCUUAUAAUUCAGUAAGUGAGGAGAAUCAACUUGACAUACCCUUUCAGUUUUUUAACGCAUGUUCAUGAUUUGGAAGCUCUUUGUGUUUCAUUGAAAAAGUAGUGAUAAGUAUUCACACUGUCGAUGGCAAUGAAGGUAUGACUCUUCAGUGUAUCUUUGACUUGUUCUGUUGUUAGCUGCUGUGUUCUUCUGUAUACAUGCAUCUUUAUUUUUGUCAGAAUCAUCAGAAAUCUCAAAUGUUAAUCAACUUGAGUCGAAGCAGAACUCUUAAACCCACUAAAUAGCUGGGCUCAUGUAAUCUUUAUGUAACCAGGUUUCGUAUUCACAUUGCUUGAUGCUUUGAGUAUUGGGACUGUCAUAUUGAAGAUAACAACGGGGAAACUCCAAAACCAUGUACCACGUUUGCAGCAUAUCCCUUAUCUUCAUCCUAAUUUUACUUCAAUAAAGGAGAACAUAUCAAUUUACCUCCUGGAAGUUUGCGCAGAAUUUUAUUUUCACUAAGGAAAAUGAAAGAAGUUUUGAAGAAUUAAUUUAGAAUGGUUUCCAAUUUAAAAAAUAAAUUAUGACAGGAAGUCUGCAACGAUGCAAAAACUGAGAUACAUGGUUUGUUAGUUUCACUGUCGAUGUUGAAUUUUAAUGUGAAGUUUUGUGUCGACUACAUACCUGAAGAAUAUCUUUUCUGCUUCAUUGUUCAAGGAAAUGCUCUGAUAUCUGAAGAAAAGUUAUCAAGUGUUAGUACUCCUCUGCGUGAAAUCCAAAUUGAUGAUUGAGCUUAGGGAACAACUUUUUUUCGCAAGGUUUUUUCAACUUUUUCUGUCAUUCCAUCACAAUAUUUUAAAAAGUACCAUUCACCGUAAACUAGAGGUUGAGAAAUUCAUACAAAGUUGAAGGUUAAAGUUUGCAGUCUCAUUUUGAAUAUGAAUGAAAGAAAUUCCGGAAUUUUUACAUAUUUCCCUGUUGGGUUCCUUUUGUAAAAACAUGAAGGAAGUGACAAAUGCUUUAAAGAUAUAAAUGCGCACACCAAUAUCUGCCGUCUUCAAGACUUUUUUUGUUAAUCCUUCUGUAGUGCUUAAGGCAGGUUCUCCCUUAUCAUAUUCUUCAUUACCGGAGCUUUGACUCGCAAGAUGCUGGAUUAAAGUUAUCUUUCGUGUAGGAAAUGUUCACUGGAAUAAUUAUAUGGGUUCAACUUUGUAAUGUUUUUCCUCAUAUUAUGUUCACUCUCUAUAAAUGGAAAAGAACAAGACAUUUUUUUAUGUAGAAAUCACCUUCAUAACUGUCCAUUUUAUCAUUUAUUGAAAUUUGUUAGAUCAUUCAAUACUAGAAGACGCCAUUCCAUAAUAACUGCAAGAUGACUUCAAGAUUGUGCAAAACAACAAUCCAUUAAACAUCCAUUCGAUGAACAGAACACAGUGCAACUUUCAUUAUCUCUUCUAAAUUUCACAAGGAAAAUGGGAAGUCUGAAGAUCAAAUCCUAGACAAGAUGUAUGUUGAAACGAGAGAAGCUGUUGAACGGCUUUUUGGCACGGAGUGUUAACAAUUAGCAUUGAUUGAACAGCAAAAAUGAAAAUUAUAUCAUCUGUGUAUUCUAACUUCCAUUCGAACAGAAUAGAAUCUCACCGAGUUACAUUUCAGAAAAAAAAUGAGUUUGGAG